Messenger RNA from Pangasianodon hypophthalmus (striped catfish), 2892 nucleotides. RefSeq names its product adhesion G protein-coupled receptor F5-like. Gene Ontology annotation, biological process: G protein-coupled receptor signaling pathway; cell surface receptor signaling pathway. The coding region runs from base 1 to 2892 and encodes 963 amino acids. The transcript is spliced from 14 exons. NCBI's taxonomy places the organism in Eukaryota, Metazoa, Chordata, Actinopteri, Siluriformes, Pangasiidae. Gene Ontology annotation, cellular component: membrane. Gene Ontology annotation, molecular function: G protein-coupled receptor activity. The record is from RefSeq and is a predicted model, not a curated record.
AUGCCCACAGCUGAAUAUCUGAUUGAGAUUGAGAUUGAUGCAGAAAAUAUAACAGUCCUUAAUCUACUGAGGAACCUUUCGGUGACACACCGUUUACCCUUUGUAAAUAGUAACAUCAACACCACUGAAAUUAACAUCACUACAGGUGUCUAUUUAUUAAGCUUCUCACUGGCAGUAAAUGAAGAAUUUGACUUGGCACUCAGUAACAAAUCUAGUGCAAAAUACCUAACAUAUAAAACAAUAAUUGAGAGUUCAAUUGAUAAAAGUUACAGAGAUGUACCUGCCUAUCAGCCCAACUCUAUAACAGUGACUGGUUUCAGACAUGGAAGUGUGAUAGCAGACUUUACUAUUAAAGCAACCAACAAUAACCUUAAUUUGAAUUCAGCAAACCAACAGGUUGCUAGCAAUCUCCGUUCACAGGGAUUCAAUGUGAGCGAUUCUGCAUUCAGUCAAAGUGUGAAAGAUGGACUAUAUAACAGCGGUGACAAUAUAUAUCCUGGGAUAAAUCUCAUACUGACCUGCAAUCCUCCAGUGAAUAAUGGCAUAUACUGGACCAAGAAUGGGAAUAAACUACAGCCAUCAGAUAAGUAUGUAAUUGAUAACACUAAUCUCACUGUGAAGAGUGUCACUCCUGAUGACAGUGGUCAAUAUGCAUGCACAACAACAGUAAACUCUCUGCCCUAUGUUAUCUGGCAAACCAUUACAAUUCAGCCAUACCCAGAUAUCCAAGUGACCAGAGACAAAGUUGUAAAAUGUGAGGAUACAAAAAUCACACUGCAGUGUUGUGUUCAGAAGAUUUAUAAAGUGGAAUGGAACACAGCUUGCAGCUCAACUUCAACAGGUAACACACACAGCGUUUUAUCAGGCUGCAUAUUAUGUGACUAUAAAAUUAACAAACAGGACUGUCAGACUAAUGGCCAAGUGAUACAAGUCACAUGUCAACUCACAUUUCCUCUCAGUGGAAGUACAACACAAAGUUACAACUCAAAGAUCAUCAAAAUUUCUGUAAAAAACCAAAUAUUUAAAUGCUCUGAUAGUGUAUUUGGAGCUGGGAAUUUUGGAGAAAUACACAGUGGUGACUGCAGAGGAGACAUGGUUGGCUCUCAAACGGCUAAGUGUAAUUCAUCAGGCCAGUGGGACCCUAUAGAAAACAACUGUAUUCUGCGCAUCUUUCAAAAUUUAAAAGAUGAAGCUGAGCAUUUACAGGUAGCAGACAUCUCAAAGUUUGUGGCCAGCUGCAGCAGUAAUACUACAUUAGAGGCUCAAAACAUAGCUGACUCUCCAGCAACCAUAUUAACCAUUGUAGAAAUACUGAACAUCGUUACCAAUCUCUCAGAUACAAUUUUAAUUAAUCAACCCCUUAUGACAGAUUUCCUAAAAAUUACUGAUGUCAUUGGAUCAGUAGGUGCACAGGACACAUGGAUCAUUUUAAAUGAAAACAAUACAACCAUGAAUGCCAGUUCUGAACUUGUGAAAUCGACUGAAAAUAUUUCACUCAGACUCCCGGACGAAAGCAUCAACAUUACAACAAACUCUACCUCUCUCAGAAAAACUAAAAUUACUGCCCCCUUUUCUGAAACACUUGGAAAAAAUUUAACUACCCAAAUAAGUCUUCCAGCGAUUAGAGAACCGACUUUUCUCACAGUGAUAAUUUCUUCAGCUUUCGACAAUAUCUUACCUGUUCGAAAUCUGACCUACAAUGACAGCAGUCAAACUGGCACAAGGAUCAAUGGAGAUGUAGUCCUGAUUGAGACAAACUCAACAAUUAACAACAUCUCCCUUUCUUUUGAUAUCAAAAAUAAGGCACUUGUAAACCCUCAGUGUGUCUUUUGGAACUUUAGUCUUCUGAAUGGUGUUGGUGGAUGGGACUCGACUGGAUGUCAAUUAAAGACAUUAGGGAAUGAAACUGAAAGAUUUACAUGUGAGUGCAAUCACACAACCUCUUUUUCAAUCCUGAUGUCACCAUUUGCCCUGGAUAAAGGCUUAAUCUUAGAUUACAUAACUUACAUUGGUGUUGGCAUUUCCAUGGCCAGCUUGGUUUUGUGCCUCGUCAUUGAAAUCAUUAUAUGGAAAUCAGUGACAAGAAACGACACAUCCUACAUGCGCCAUGUCUCCGUAUUUAACAUUGCUGUCUCCCUUGUGAUUGCGGACAUAUGCUUCAUCAUUGGAGCAGCUGUUGUUAACCAAGGAGACGGACCCUGCAGUACAGCGACAUUCUUCAUGCACUUCUUUUAUCUUGCCCUUUUCUUAUGGAUGUUGCUGUCAGCACUCUUGCUCCUCUACCGCACCCUCAUGGUCUUUUCCAGAAUGACCAGAGGCACAAUGAUGGCCAUAGCCUUCACUGUUGGCUAUGGAGCCCCGCUAAUCAUAGCUGUCAUUACUGUGGCAUCUACAGCUGGAAACAAUGGAUACAUUCAAAAAGAUUAUAAUUGCUGGCUAAACUGGAAUGAAACGAAGGCCCUCCUGGCAUUUGUGAUUCCUGCUCUGACUAUUGUAGCUAUAAACCUCCUGGUGCUUAUUGUGGUUCUGUGUAAGAUGAUGAGGAGAGGAGUUAAUGCUUCCACUCAGCCAGAUGACAAACAUCCCCUACUGGUCAUUGCUAAAUGUGUAGGGAUUUUAACACCUCUCUUUGGUCUAACGUGGAGAUUCGGCAUUGGGACCAUGGUGUCUCCGAACUUUGGGAUUCAUUUGGUGUUUGCAUUCCUUAAUUCACUGCAGGGUUUCUUUAUUUUGGUGUUUGGAACUUUGCUGGACAGUAAGGUCCGAGAAGCAUUGGCAGGAACGUUUUCACUGAGGAACUUAAGCUCUAACCGCACCAGGAGCACAAGUGCAGGACCAUCAUCCUCAAGUGGAUUUCCUUUCAUUCAAAGGUUACGGCGGAGAAGUACGUAA